Molecule: messenger RNA, 552 nt
Organism: Aspergillus affinis
Lineage: Eukaryota; Fungi; Ascomycota; Eurotiomycetes; Eurotiales; Aspergillaceae
Exons: 2
Coding region: 1-552 (183 amino acids)
Source: RefSeq, a predicted model, not a curated record
AUGUUCUGUUUACGGAGCUGGUUACCUCUCCUCUUCAUUCCAACCAACGCCUCCCCACUCUUCAUCAUCUCCUUCGUCACUCUCACCUACGUUCUCCAUCGACCGUGUAUCUACUGCUCCGCCCUGCUCCUGAUCCUCUUCAUCUCCUCCUGUCACUGGUCCGACCGAUGCUUCUUCGACCUGCGCGGUGACUGGUUCUCCCCUCGGUUCACCACGUCCACCGCUGCCAUUCCCGACGCCGCGGGGUCUCUAAAUCCAUCCUUCUCCGCCUUCUACUCCUCCCCCGCGAAUGUCUCGAUGCUGGCCCCCUCAGAGACCCUAGCCGAGUACGUCUGGGAGACCGUCAACACGACCACCAAGGCCCUCGCCGCUGCCGUCGUCGACGAGGCCCAGCGCCGUCUCGCCCUGAACGGCACCUCCGUUGACGCGGCGGCCGGGAUCUCGGAUCUGCGCCAGGACGAAUGGACCGGGAUCGGACUGGAGUGGUUGCGCAGCUUGCUGGGACGACGCGAAUGGACCCUUCCCUGUGUGGAUGUUAAGAUCCGGUUAUAG